Molecule: messenger RNA, 2501 nt
Organism: Xenopus laevis (African clawed frog)
Lineage: Eukaryota; Metazoa; Chordata; Amphibia; Anura; Pipidae
Gene: slc25a43.L
Product: solute carrier family 25 member 43 L homeolog
Exons: 5
Coding region: 256-1284 (342 amino acids)
Biological process (GO): transmembrane transport
Cellular component (GO): mitochondrial inner membrane; membrane
Source: RefSeq, a predicted model, not a curated record
GGGGCUUGCACCGAAUAUAGCCGGGAAGCAGCAAGCGGCCAAUGAGGAGCGUGCAGUCAAGCGCUGUCUUAUUUUUUUUUAUUGUGAUGUUUCAGUCCGAGGGCAGCAUUCAGCCAAUCAGAAGCCAGCAGUGAUGCCUGACUUGUCGAGGCUGUGUUAUGGGGCAGGUAGAGUUUGGUAGUGGUUCUUCCUAGAGAGAGGCUCCCAUCAUGAGGGCCGUGACUGUGCCCUGUAGGAUGAAGUGAAGUCGGCUGUAUGGCGAGCCUUAAGAGGGAUACUCGCCUGACACCCUGGCAGAGCACCCUGUGUGGGGGAGUAGCCGGGGUGGUGAGUCGCACAGUCACUGCUCCUCUGGAUGUCGUGAAGGUUCUCAGCCAAGUGGGCACGUUCCACAGCAAGCAGGGCAUCGGCGGGACUUUCCAGCUGCUGUGUAAGGCGGAAGGUGUGCGAGCUCUGUGGAAAGGUAACCUAACUGCCUGUGUGCGCCUCUUUCCCUAUAGUGCUGUGCAACUGGCAGCCUAUCGCAGGUUUACUUCGCUGUUUAUGGAUGAUUUGGGCCGGAUUUCAAAAUGGCAAGCCAUAGUUUCAGGUGGUCUGGCUGGAGUGGUUGCAGCAGCUGUCAUCUAUCCAACUGAUGUCGUCAAGACAAGACUAAUAGUUCAGAACAGCCUUGAACCAACAUACAGAGGCAUACUACAUGCUUUGUGUUCUAUAUAUUAUCAGGAAGGAUUCCGCUCUCUCUAUAGAGGCAUUUCACUAUCUGUGCUUGGAGCAAUUCCUUUCUCAGCAAGUUUAUUUUUUAUGGAUAUUAGCUUGGAUAGAAUCUGGCAGGAAUCUGGUGUUCACUUAUCUCCUCUUCAGCAUUUUGCUAAUGGCUGUUUGGCAGCAGCAGUAGCACAGACCAUGUCUUUCCCUUUUGAAACUGUAAAAAGGAAAAUGCAGGCACAGAGCCAACUUCUUCCUCACUGUGGCGGAGUUGAUGUCCAUUUCAAUGGGAUGGUCGAUUGUUUUAGGCAAAUUGUAAAGACAAAGGGAGUGCUGAGUCUUUGGAAUGGUCUUACUGCCAACCUUCUAAAGGUGGUGCCCUAUUUUGGCCUGAUGUUCAGCACAUAUGAAUGUUGCAAGCGGUUUUGUCUUUAUCAGAAUGGUUAUAUUAUAUCUCCUCUGGGUUACCAGUUGACCCCUGGUGUAGAUCAGAGUCUUCGACCUCAGGAGUUGCAGGAGCUACGCAAAUUUCUACGAGCUAAGGACUUUGCAGCCAGAAAACCAUCACUGAAGAGUUGAUUGUGGAAAAAAUAUUACAGAAGAAAGAUUGAUAAAGCUGGCCACCGGUGAACAGUUUCUAACUGGGCUUUAGAACCAACUGUGCUUGUAAAACAGUGAAAACCAUUGCUUUGGGUGAUUAAACUCUGGUGUAAUGACAGCAUAGUCAGUGGGCAAGGAACUCCAAACUGAAUGAUGGCUGAAUUUGGCACGGGAGAAGUAAUGAGCCAUCCUACAAUUGCAUGGUCCCAAAUUUUCUCUGCACUGACUUUUCGGCCAGUGGGCUGAUUAAUAGGAUACUAUUACACUAAUAUCUGGAUGAUCGGUCAGCUAUUUAUAGCAGCCAGGUUACAAAAUAAUGCUUAUGAUUGCUCAGCUUGAUCCAUACAGUAUAAUGUUUGUGUAUCUAAUGUAUGUGCAUAUGUGUUGGAAAUAAUAGCCAUGAUCCCACAGUGCUUUUACUUUUAUAUACCUAUUUUUCUGUUUAGGGCAACAUUUAACAUUUCUAUGGAAAUUUUUUUUUCUGUAUUAUACUUCUAAAAUGAAGUGGAUCUGGUGUAAAGUGAACAGAUCCCGGCAGUAAAGACCUAAUACAAUGGCUCGAGUACAGCAACAGCUGUGCGGCCUUCAUUUUUUUAAUCUCUGACCUAGCGAAUGCUGUUUCCAGCGUUCAGUAGUCAGAUUUAGCUCCUCUCAUCAUCUGUUGAAAGCUAUUAAUCUCUCCUAGAGCCAAAGAGAAAUGUGUGCAAUGACAAAUCCAUCUCUACGUAUCAGAGCAGGGUCAGCGUGCUCAGAUGGGAUGUGUUUUACUACGAGGUGAUCCUGAAAGAAUGUAGAAGUGGAUAUGUCUUGGGAACAACACUCCAAGGAUCCAUUGACCUCUUUGGCAUGAUACAAGCUACUUAAUAUACAUACAAACCAGGAAUAUAGAAAAGUUGAAUAUUAAUUGCCACUUAUCGCAUAAUAUGCACUUACCGAAUUGCACCCUAAGUAUCCUCUACCAUAUUUCAUCAAAUGUGUUUAUUUUAGGGGACUAAACACUAAUGGUACGAAUUUCUGUCCCUUGGUGCUGUAGCACUUGAAUCUGUACUCUCCCUUAAAGGAAAGCUUUAGUGUAAAAAUAAAAACUGGGUAAACUGAUAGAAUGAUAAAAUGUUCCUAAUGUAUUUAUUUAGACAAAAAUGUAAUGUAUAAAGGCUGGAGUGACUGGAUGUGUAACAUAAUAGCCAGAACACUAC